Messenger RNA from Gamsiella multidivaricata, 1104 nucleotides. RefSeq lists its product as uncharacterized. The coding region runs from base 343 to 1077 and encodes 244 amino acids. The transcript has 2 exons. Gene Ontology annotation, molecular function: nucleotidyltransferase activity. NCBI's taxonomy places the organism in Eukaryota, Fungi, Mortierellomycota, Mortierellomycetes, Mortierellales, Mortierellaceae. The record is from RefSeq and is a predicted model, not a curated record. Gene Ontology annotation, biological process: RNA 3'-end processing.
AGUCGAUGACCAUCCCGACGAUAACAGCGACCGAGAUCGACAACAUGUUGAAAUUAGAUGCCCGGGAUAGUUAUAUAACAGCAACUUUGUUCUUUGCACUUUAGUUCUUUUGCAUCUGGAUCAUAUACCCACCUCAGCGAUCUGGACCUCACAUUGACAGGGAAUAUCAAAACCAUCACCAUCCUAACGCUCGCUGAUGCUCUACAGCAUUUCAACUAUGAAGGCGUCACUCUUGCGGCCAACAACACCCAUUCGAUAAUUUUAUCUUUAGCACCUUCAGUUAUUACAUUUUCGGAUCCCAAAACUGGGACGACAUGCCACCUCACGUUGAAUGAGCCCCUGAUGAUCUAUCGAUCGAAACUGAUCUGGACCUACGGCGCAAUCGAGCCCCGGUUUGGUCCUAUGAUCGUCGCACUCAAGCGCUUGACAGUACAGCGACGCCUCCUCAGUGGCUCCAUAUACCAGGACCAACGAGCCUCGAUGCCCCUGGGCAGUUAUGCGUUGGCAUUGAUGCUGAUUACGUUUCUUCAGACAGAAAAUCCCCCGAUUCUACCAAAGUUGCAGCAGGCACCCUCACAAGACGAUCACGACCGGCCGAUGAAGGAGGUGAUUGUGCAGGGAAUCGAUUGUUCGUUCGAUCGGGAUUGGAAGUUUUAUCGCGAAACCGGAUCAGGAUCAGGGAAUAUCAAAAGCGCGGCGGAGCUGUUGGUGGACUUCUGUCGGUUCUUUGGAUACGUGUUUGACUAUGAGUCCAAGGAAGUGAAUGCGAGGAUUGGGGCGUUUCGAUGGCGUCCAGAUGUGUCGAACAAGAGCGAGAACACGGUCGAUGACCUAGCAUCGACAGGGUCAACAAAUGUUGUCUCGAUGACGGCGCCUGGUGCUAUGACCGCGACGACGACGAAGGAGAAGGAGAGUAGCAGUGCAGUUUUGUUCCAGGUGAUGGAUCCGUUUGUGAUAGGAUUGAAUGUCAUGGCUGGAUGUUCUGAUGAGAAGGUGAGGAUGGUGAAGGAGUGCUUCCAGGAGGCAUAUGAGGCGCUGAUCGAAGGGGACAUUAAUCUCGCGUUUUCGGACUCAUAGUCAGUGUGUCCAAUAAAAAUAUUGAAC